This is a messenger RNA of Thermothielavioides terrestris NRRL 8126, 1461 nucleotides long. RefSeq lists its product as uncharacterized. Bases 208 to 1425 code for a protein of 405 amino acids. Gene Ontology annotation, biological process: coenzyme A biosynthetic process. Lineage: Eukaryota; Fungi; Ascomycota; Sordariomycetes; Sordariales; Chaetomiaceae. The transcript has a single exon. Gene Ontology annotation, molecular function: dephospho-CoA kinase activity. The record is from RefSeq and is a predicted model, not a curated record.
UCUUCCGACAUUUCAAUUUUCGACUUUUCAAAACCACAGCCACCGUGGUCUGUCAGAUUGACUACCGAACCCGACUUUCGGCGCCCUGGUUGUACAUAUGAACCGACUGCCAGCACCGACUCGCCUGCCCGUUCAACUGGGCGUCCCUUUUCGACUCGUUUGAGUUUUUUCAAUUCGUUUGAAUUUUCGCCUGCAGCCAAGUGCACCAUGGGACAAGACGACCUCCCGUCGCUCCUCCUCCUCCCCUUUCCUCCCAAUCCCCUCACCCGCCCUGCACUCGAUGCUGCCUAUAAGCCCUCCCUCACCCAUGCCCUCGAGAAGUUGAAGCGAUCAGGUGGCACCAGACUCGUGGUCGGAGUCGUGUGUCCCAUCCUUCACGGGCAAUUCCUGGAGUCCAAGACUCUCUCAUGGCCCGAAGCUCAGGCGCUGCUUGCCGGCAUGUACAGCCUCAUCUCCCUUGUUUGCGACCAGCUCUCCAUUGGCACCGAGAUGGACGGUGGACCGGGCUCGGUCGACACUACCGUCGUUCUCAUUGACCACGACCGCAACAAGCGCUUCCCACCCAACUUCCGCCCUGCUAUUGAGACCAACAACACCAUCAUUGUUGACAUGGCCACCUUCGCCUCUGCCUACUUCCCCUGGAACUCCAUCUUUCAAGUUAGGAGCGAACUUGGAUUCCAGCUGCACCGCACCUACCUCGAACUUGCCGAGGGAAAACAGACAUUGCGGCAGAGCCAGCUUGUCCUGAUCGACGGAGGGCUGACCUUGCACAUCGCUCAAGCCGACCAGAGCUUGCCGACACAGACCCCUACCUACCCAGUGGUUUGCCUUGGUGGCACGUUUGAUUACCUGCACCCGGGGCACAAGCUUCUUCUCACGGCCGGCGCACUGCUGCUCCAGGUUCCGCCGAGGGGUGAAGCUGCGAAGCCGUGUCGGUACAUCAUCGGAAUCACAGGCGAUGAGAUGUUGCGGAACAAGAAGUAUGCCGAGUACAUUCAGCCGUGGGAGACGCGGGCGCGGAACGUCAUGUUCUUCUUGGCCCAGCUGCUCAGGCUUUCCAGCCGUGGAUGGAAGGAUGGCACCCGACCGCAGAUUGAGGAGAAGGACGGCAAUUUUACAGCGACGUUCAGAGACCGCACAAUCGAGGUGCAGUGCGUGCGCAUCCAAGAUGCGUUCGGGCCGACCAUCACAGUCGAGGAGAUUGAUGCACUGGUUGUCUCCAAGGAGACGAGAUCUGGCGGGCAGGCUGUCAAUGAGAAGCGGGCUGAGCGCGGCUGGCGGGCUCUCGCGGUGUAUGAGGUCGACGUGCUCGAUGCUAAGGAGGCUCCCGAUGAGCCAGUCGAGACAGAGGACUUUGCCUCCAAGAUCAGCAGCACUGCCAUCAGGCAGCAACGGGCUCAGUCGAAGAUGGAGACAAAGGUGUGAAUCACGGAGUCAACCCGGGUCUCAAAGGGCUGUGUC